Messenger RNA from Talaromyces atroroseus, 477 nucleotides. RefSeq lists its product as hypothetical. Bases 1 to 477 code for a protein of 158 amino acids. The record is from RefSeq and is a predicted model, not a curated record. Lineage: Eukaryota; Fungi; Ascomycota; Eurotiomycetes; Eurotiales; Trichocomaceae. The transcript has 2 exons.
AUGUAUUACAUUCUCUACCUUGCAAGUCUCUGCAAGCGCAGGCACUGGUCAGAACCAAACUAUGACGCCUUCCGCAGCUCCACAGGGUACACUUGUGUGGUCCGCGUGAACAAUCGCGAAUACAAGGCAGAUUCAAUCUGCGAAUCCGAGAUCAUGGCGCGCGAGAACGCCGCAAUGCGAGCGUAUCUAAUUUGCCGGAAUUUCUCCGUCAAUGAUGGCAUGUAUCCGGCCGGCCAUGAUCACGGUGGAGUUCUGCAGGGGAUCCCCGUUGCCAUUGGCACUGGGCGUGGUGAUAGGACAUCUCGUUACAGUAUCAAUAACGCUAGUUCGACGGACGAGAGUGAUUCAACGUCGAUUAGUGGUGACAGUCGCAGUGGUGGAAGCAGCCCUGAGAGCCAUGAUGGUGCGAGGUUGAUGAGUCAUGAUCAUGAUCGUCGCCAGGGUGUUCCUGCGCGAGCUUUGAUUUAUCGUUACUGA